This is a messenger RNA of Xenopus laevis (African clawed frog), 1157 nucleotides long. RefSeq lists its product as uncharacterized. The record is from RefSeq and is a predicted model, not a curated record. NCBI's taxonomy places the organism in Eukaryota, Metazoa, Chordata, Amphibia, Anura, Pipidae. The transcript has 5 exons. The coding region runs from base 102 to 830 and encodes 242 amino acids.
AGGGAGUAAGACCGAUGUAGGGGGCGGGCUCCUGACUUGGAAACUAGGGGAAUCUAUACAGCUGCUUGUCUCAUUACUGUUGGGACCAGGGAGGCGCCAUAAUGAGAGCCAUAACCCGACUGCUGAAUCUGCGCGCACUUUGUGUAUGGCCAACUGCGUCAAAAAGGAUUUUACAACUGCCCAUUGCCCUUGGUGGAGGAAGUUAUGGGUACUGUACAAAGUCUGAAGACUCCUCAAGGCCAAUCAGCCGCUAUCCCGUACCUUAUAAAAAAGACUUGCCCUAUGAUAUAGUGGAACUUAUGGAAGAAGUGGAGCAAAAGGGUGGAUUUGUGCCAAACGUUUUUAAGGCAUUGGCACACAGACCAGAUGAAUUCAGAGCAUUUUUUGCAUAUUACGAUGUCCUUCUGAACAAAGAAUCAGGCAAACUAUCAAAGGCAGACAAAGAGCUUAUUAUUGUUGCUACCAGUGCAAGCAACAGGUGUCCUUACUGUGUGACUGCACAUGGUGCAUUACAUAGAAUAUAUUCAAAGAACAACAAAUUGGCUGAUCAGGUUGUUGUUAACUGGCAUCUUGCAGACCUCAGCCCGAGAGACUAUGCUAUGCUGGAAUUCGCUCUGGCAGUUGCCAAGGCAGAAAACAUUACCGAGAAUCACUUCACCAAACUAGAGGACCAUGGCUUUGACCGAGAAGAUGCUUGGGACAUUGCCAUGAUUACUGCUUAUUUUGCUAUGGCCAAUCGAAUUGCGCACUUACUGGACCUACGACCCAACCAAGAAUUUUAUUCCCUCGGAAGGAUUCCCAGGGUAAAACCUGAUGAAUCAAAAACUUAAAAGCAUCAGGUUGACAUCACAUUUCUUGUAUGCAUUUUUCUAAUCCUAUAAUACAUAUUAUUACAUAUCGAUAAUCAUGUUUAAUUGAGGGGUUACUUUAUUUCAUGCCCUUUUUUAUUAUUCGCUGUGUUGGGCUUGUAUGAUUUAUAAUCUAAAAUAUGAGCAGACAAACUGACUACACAGACAAGCAGACUGUACAUUUCUAAAAUAUUUGCCUUAACAACUGUCAUUAUAUAAAUGCAUCACUGAUAUUAAAUUAACUUGUCAGGGAAAUUAAUUGUGUUAUUACAAAAUCACAGAUGAAAUAAAAUUAUGAAUUAUAAAGUA